CAGGACGCUCAGGGUUAGCCUGGCUGUCCUGCUAGGGGAAGAGGGCCUCAAGCAGAAAUUCUGGAGCUUCCAUCAGCAGAGGCAUGGGUGUGUUUGUUAUGCUGCUAGUGCCAGCAGCGAUUCAUUGGGUUUGUGCCUGGCUAAAAAACAACCUUUCUUUUACGACUGUUAUCAUUUCUAGCUAAACAAAUACCAUUCCUCUCAUUUCCUCUUCCUCUAAACUAAUUAAACUCAUCUUCUUUAUUUGUUUGCUUGUAAGGACUCCGUUUUACAAGCCAAGAUUUUAGCAGUUAUUUCUGUCUGGCUUUCCCUGAAAAUUGUAUUCCAUUUGGUCUGGGAGCUGUGACCCCUUGAAGUGCUCAGAGCCUCAUGAAAAACCCAUAAACUGACAUGCAUUUUGGGGAAGCAGCUCUAUCCCUCUCAUGAUGAUUCCUCAGAUGGGAGCAAAUAGAUGCUUUCAGCUCCAAACUAGAUCAGGCACUGGGAAUGAGAUGCUUGGAAAGUGCCUUCUGGGCACAGACUGGUAGGGAAAGCAACCCUUAUGCACAGAACUAGAGUAGAAAAGGCCUCAGCCCUGCAGGCAGAUUCUCACAUCACCCAAUAUGAGCUCCAGAUGGGAUAUCACACUGCCUGAAGGAGAUGGGUUGGAUGCUGGUGCCUUUGAAACAGGCUGCAGAAGUGGAGAGAGCCCUGCAGAGAAGAGUGGCCAUGGUGGGUUCCUCAGUGCUGCUUGCAGGGCCGCUUAACAUCACGCUCAUCCACUCCAUAUGGUGGGAGCACCUCAAUGGCACUGCUUCCCACACCAUCCUGCAGUAUGAGAGGCACAACCUGACCAUCCAUAUGCCAUACAUUGCACGAGCCCAUCUGCAUGCGUCCAAUGGAUCUCUCCUCCUGGAGGACCUCCAGGAAAGCGACAGUGGCAUCUACAGAGUGACUGUCAACCAAGCAGAAAGGGAGAGCUUGUCAGUCUUGCUGGAUGUCCUCAAGCCCGUGUCUCACCCUCAGCUCUGGAGCAGUGGCCUGGUGGCCAAGGCAAGUGGUGAGGUACUGUGUGAGGUAGCAGAGGGCAGGGCAGACGUCUUCACCUGGAAGAAGGAUGGGCAGAUGCUUCCCCCGGACAGAAGUUACCACCUCUCUGGAAGCCUCAGUGUUUUGCCACUGAGGAUGGUAAAGAAAUCGGACUGUGGCUGCUAUUCCUGCAAUGCCAGCAAUGGGAUAAGUUGGCAGGAGACCUCCCUGAACGUCACUGUUGCAGGUCUCUCCCCUCCCUUGCAGGAUGUGCUGAGGAUUUCAGUGGUUGCUCUGGUCUUUGCUGCUGUCUCAGGAUGGGGCAUAAUUUUUCCUGUCUGCCAGUCUGAAAAGCUAAGAAUAAGGGGAGAGCUGUGGAGGUGGCUCAGUGCCUACACCUGUGGGCUGGUGUGCAUCUCCUCCAUCCUGGCUGGCACUGCUGGGCUCCUCUGGAUGAGAGAAGAAGGCCCAUCCAUUGCUGUCAUACUGCCAGAGAUUUUCCUUCUGUACGUGAUCGUGAUCACCUUCUUAGUGGCCUCCACAGUGACAUUCCAGCCUACGAAGCUCAUCCGGCUCCAAAGCACAGCAGCACAGCGCACGAUGGGCUACGCUGCUCCAGGAGGGGUGCUCCUGGUGGUGCUGACAAGCAGCUUCCACAUGAAGAACAUCCACCGGCGCCAUGAAGAAGGCUGCGCGGCGUUCAUGGACGUCACCACCCUUGUGGUCAGCACAGCAGCAGUGUUGGCCCUGCCGAUCCUUGCCAUCUUCCUCUGCUAUCACACAACACAGGGGUGGCUGCAGAAACGUGACUCCAAUUGUGCAGACAUGGAAAGGUCCUUUGAGAUGUCCCUGCCCAUCAGCAAGGAUCCUGAUUUAACCUGCUAGACACUGGGGAUGUUUCCUGUGUGGCUGGCUCAACAUGUUAAUGGAUCUCAGUUUCAUAGGUCUGAGACUAUGAUAUUGGCGAUAUAAAGCAAUGAAAUUAAUCAUUUUUUGUCUUUUUCUUUAACACAGAACUAGGGGUUUCUGAUGCACAUUUUUCCAUUUAUUUUCCACUUUAAAACCAGGCUCUGAGUUAGAGAAAUGCCUUUAAAACAAGUUACAAGUGUAUCCGUUGCUAGUUUAUGACAUUAAUGAGGCUGUGUAUGUUUCUGAGUGUGUGUAGGUAACCAGCCAUGUCCACCCCAGCCUUUUCCUGCUGCCACACAAGGCCGUGCUUGAUGCUUCCUCUCCACAUGCAGAUGACAUCAGGAUGAUUUGCACGUUUGCUCCCUGUGCACUUCCUGAAGACCUGUGCAAAUGGCAGCAUCCAUGCCUGUGGAGACCUUCAUGUGCUUUAAAACUAUUUGUUUAAAUGCAAAUCCCUCUGUAGGAGCGCUGUGCUUGUCACUGGCUGUUGACAAUGGCUCCUCUGCUCUCUGCUGGGUUUUUCUGCACAGGAAGGAAAAGAUGAGGUGUUUCGGGGUGUGGUGUGUAGGCCAAGAUAUGAGUGUUGCUUGCACAGAGGAUUUCCUGCCUCCACAGCAGUGUGGGGAGGGCAUUCUCUGCUGGACGAGACUGGAUCUGUUUCAGGGGUGAGGGUUAAGAAUUCAUUCCUUUCUGCAACUUUUAAAAUCCUCUCCUUCAGUUCACCCCAAGCAGCAGUAGUUGAGUGCUCGCAGUUCUGCAUGUGGGAUCCUCGGGGCUGGCCCAAGGGGAAGCAAACGCAAAUCAAACCCAUGAUGGGAUUUUGCUGCCCUUUGUAAGGGAAGUAAUCUCCCUGCAACAGCAAACUCUGACUGGUUACAGAUGGCAGUACCUCCUCUGAGGGGCAUAGGCCAUGUUUGUCUAUUUGCCCACCUUCUGUCACGGUUUCCUGUUGCCCUGAUACUGUGGGUACGUGAAAUUAUCUAUUGACUUUUUGUCUUUGCUUAGCAGACUGGUUUCUCUGCAAUGCCAUUAAGCUUUUAAAAAAAAAAAAAAAAAAAAAAAAAGUUAUUUAUUCUAGCAGGCUGAGGUAGGCAGUGGGAUGCAAUGAUCAGACCAUGGAGGGAGAUGCUUGUCCCAGCACAGAGUGUCUCACUGUGGCACUGUUCCUCCCUAGAGGCAGCUCUUUGUAUUUCCCUUUGCUGAGCCCCACGAGGUCCCUCAGCCCACUUAGUUCCACCCUGGAUGCCAGUAUCAUCAUUGGUGCCACCCAUCCCAGUGUGGUGGCACUGCUGAAGAUGCUGAGCCCUGGCACAUAGUGCCAGCAGGAUGCAGUGCUGCUACCCAUGACUAAGCUGCUCUGCUGGUUGCCUGCCCAAUGCAACGUUGACAAGAAGGACAGAGAAGGUAGCAGGCAUAGCAGCUUUCAGGAUCUCUAGCAGGGACCUCGAAGAGACCUUUUGCCAGCAUUGAUUUGAAGAAGUAAUAGCACAAAAUAUUCUGUUAAUAUAUCCUUACAAGCAUAGCUGCUGAAUUGUUGUAUAAUACAAGUAGUGCUUGCCUGCAACACCAUAGUAACCUUUACAUGCUAUGGGUGAUAAUUGUGAUGUAGCACUGAGAAUGGGGAGGCACCUCCUAAGAGUGUUCUGUUUUAACAUGAUAGAAGUUAUAACAACAUAGUCAAACUUGCUAAUGUUUGUUGAUGGAUACCCCUGCCCUGCAAUCUGUUUAGGUAACAGAAAGAGCUGUGUCUCUGAAUCAAGGAGAUAAGGAAGUUCUGCUGAGGCUGGGUACCAAGAAAAUAGGGGGUCCUGCUUGGAAUGGAUCACUGAAUAUGUAACAUGCUCCUGGGAAAACUUCUGCUUAGACAACAGAAGUUAUGUAUAUAAACAGAAUAUCUUUUGUGUAAGGUAUGCAUGAUGGGAGGAUUGCCCCAUAUUUCCCCAGUGCUGCCCAUGAGAAUAAAUACCUUCUUAAAGGUAAUAAAAUU
Messenger RNA from Centrocercus urophasianus (Greater sage-grouse), 3904 nucleotides. Its product is annotated as contactin-4-like. Bases 640 to 1893 code for a protein of 417 amino acids. NCBI's taxonomy places the organism in Eukaryota, Metazoa, Chordata, Aves, Galliformes, Phasianidae. The record is from RefSeq and is a predicted model, not a curated record. The transcript is spliced from 10 exons.